Molecule: messenger RNA, 3812 nt
Organism: Anarrhichthys ocellatus (wolf-eel)
Lineage: Eukaryota; Metazoa; Chordata; Actinopteri; Perciformes; Anarhichadidae
Gene: tle3b
Product: TLE family member 3, transcriptional corepressor b
Exons: 22
Coding region: 663-3065 (800 amino acids)
Biological process (GO): regulation of DNA-templated transcription; negative regulation of canonical Wnt signaling pathway
Cellular component (GO): transcription regulator complex; nucleus
Molecular function (GO): protein binding; transcription corepressor activity
Source: RefSeq, a predicted model, not a curated record
UCUCGACAGUCGGUUCCUCGUGUCAGUGCACAGUCUGUGUGUGGUAGGAACUGGGUAUACCCACCAGUGAGCUCGUGGUAUAUUUCACAACGGCCGACAUUUUUCACAAGAAGUAAACCCGUUUGUUCGCCACACUAAAAAAAAAAUUUGGACUUACUGGAAGACUCGUGUCCUCUCGCUAACUGGAUUGUAAUAUUCUUUGAGUUUGCAUGCCGUCAACAACUAGUCCCGAUCGAGGGGUUUCCGACGUCCGACCGGACGGAGAGACGCUCUCCGCGUCGGAAUCACCGGGGUUUUAAAGGACUCUCAAGGGGCAAAGAGGAAGAAAUACGCACGGCGACGCACAUUUCCUGCACGUAUCAGUCUGUGGUGACGGUUACAAGUGACGGAUAUUAAGCUUUUUGUGUCUGGAUACUAUUCUUGUUUUUGUUACCUGUGAAGAAGAGAGAGGGGAGGAAUCCGCCCAGACAAAGGUACAAAGGAGAGGUCCAGUGGUCGGGCUCUUGAGUGUGCGCCUCGCAGCCGAGAACAGGGCUUUGUCCGCCGCCAUCCUGCGUAUACAGGGGAGGGGGUGGCGGUGAUCUACCGCACCUUCACUGGGAUUAAGGAAGGAGGAAAAGGAGAGGGAAAAACAGCGAAUUCACUCGUGUAAAGGACGCGACAUGUAUCCACAAGGCCGGCAUCCGGCACCUCACCAGCCAGGGCAGCCUGGCUUCAAGUUCACCGUGGCAGAGUCCUGUGAUAGGAUCAAAGACGAAUUUCAGUUCCUGCAGGCUCAGUACCACAGUCUUAAAGUGGAGUACGAUAAACUGGCCAAUGAAAAGACAGAGAUGCAGCGUCACUAUGUCAUGUACUAUGAGAUGUCCUAUGGGCUCAACAUUGAGAUGCACAAACAGACUGAGAUUGCCAAACGUCUCAAUGCAAUUCUGGCUCAGAUCAUGCCGUUCUUAUCACAAGAGCAUCAACAGCAGGUGGCUCAGGCUGUUGAACGGGCCAAGCAGGUCACGAUGACUGAGCUGAAUGCGAUCAUCGGGGUACGUGGACUUCCCAAUCUGCCUCUCACUCAGCAGCAGCCGCCUCAUAGUGUCUACCCAGCCUUCAUGCAGCAGCAGCUUCAGGCUCAGCACCUCUCUCACGCGGCUCACGGCCCCCCCGUCCAGCUGCCCCCUCACCCCUCAGGCCUGCAGCCGCCCGGCAUGCCCCCGGUGACGGGCGCUGGCGCCGGCCUGCUGGCUCUGGGUGCUCUUGGCAGCCAGGCCCACCUGCCUGUAAAGGAUGAGAAGAACCACCACGACCUGGAGCACCGAGGCCCCUCAUCUUUUCACUUGCCUCUGGCCAAUCCUCUGAAAGAGCGCGAGUCGAGCACGAAUAACUCGGUGUCGCCAUCAGACAGCCUGCGGGCAGCGAGUGAGAAGCACCGAGGCUCUUCAGAUUACAGCCUCGACUCCAAGAAACGUAAAGUGGACGACAAAGACAGCAUGAGCCGAUAUGACAGUGACGGAGACAAAAGUGACGACUUGGUGGUGGAUGUUUCCAAUGAAGAUCCGGCCACCCCUCGAGUCAGCCCCGCUCACUCUCCUCCAGAAAACGGCCUGGAUAAAUCACGAGUCCUGAAGAAGGACGCUGCCCCCAACAGCCCCGCCUCCGUCGCCUCCUCGGGCAGCACGCCGUCCUCCAAAGCAAAGGACCACGCCCAUAAUGACAAGUCGUCCACACCCAGUCUGAAGUCCAACACACCUACUCCGAGGAAUGAGGCUCCAACGGCAGGAACCAGCACCACUCCGGGACUACGGCCUCUCACAAUGGGCAAACCACCCGGCAUGGAGGCGUUGGCUGCCCCUGCCCUGCGGACACCUCUGUCCAUUGCGGCUUCCUAUGCCUCCCCGUUUGCGAUGAUGGGUCAUCACGAGAUGAACGGAUCCCUGACCAGCCCGGGCGUCUAUCCAGGUCUCAUUUCACCGCAGAUGAGCGUUGCAGCUGCUGCCGCCGCCUAUGGACGCUCACCAAUUGCAGGGUUUGACCCCCAUCCUCACAUGAGGCCAGGCCUACCAGCCAGCCUCACAUCCAUUUCUGGAGGAAAACCAGCUUAUUCUUUUCACGUGAGUGCAGAUGGUCAGAUGCAGCCCGUGCCCUUCCCUCCAGAUGCACUGAUUGGCCCGGGCAUCCCGCGCCAUGCUCGCCAGAUCAACACAUUGAGCCACGGGGAAGUGGUGUGUGCUGUCACCAUCAGCAACCCCACACGUCACGUCUACACCGGCGGCAAGGGUUGUGUCAAGAUCUGGGACAUCAGCCAACCAGGCAGCAAGAGCCCAGUGUCCCAACUCGACUGCCUGAACAGGGACAAUUAUAUCCGCUCCUGCAAGCUCUUGCCUGACGGCCGCACCCUGAUAGUGGGUGGCGAGGCCAGCACGUUGACCAUCUGGGACCUGGCCUCGCAGACGCCCCGCAUCAAGGCCGAGCUCACUUCCUCUGCUCCGGCCUGCUAUGCGUUGGCCAUCAGCCCCGACGCCAAGGUGUGCUUCUCCUGCUGCUCGGAUGGAAACAUUGCCGUGUGGGAUCUCCAUAACCAGACCCUCGUUAGGCAGUUCCAGGGCCACACAGAUGGAGCCAGCUGCAUCGACAUCUCCCACGACGGGACCAAACUGUGGACCGGAGGGCUCGACAACACCGUCCGCUCCUGGGAUCUGAGGGAAGGCCGACAGCUCCAGCAACAUGACUUUACCUCACAGAUCUUCUCGUUGGGCUACUGUCCCACUGGAGAAUGGCUGGCUGUGGGCAUGGAGAGCAGUAACGUGGAAGUGCUUCACCACACCAAGCCUGACAAGUACCAGCUGCACCUGCACGAAAGCUGCGUCCUCUCACUCAAGUUCGCCUACUGUGGUAAAUGGUUUGUGAGCACGGGGAAGGACAAUCUGCUGAAUGCAUGGAGGACUCCUUAUGGUGCCAGCAUAUUCCAGUCGAAGGAGUCGUCCUCCGUCCUGAGCUGUGACAUCUCCGCAGAUGACAAAUACAUCGUGACGGGAUCCGGUGACAAGAAGGCCACCGUCUACGAGGUCAUCUACUAGAGAGAAAGGAGGCUCCUGCUUCAGCACUGAUGAGAUGACUUUUACUUUUCCCCUCCCAACCAUCCGUCUGUGGACUACAACACGCUAAAAUGAACUACAGAUUUGGCGGUGAUCGAUGGAGCCGUUUGGCUGAAGGAUGCUUGUGCUGGAAAGAAGCUUUUCUGUACUUGUAGUGGAAGGUUUAUUUUUUGGUUACACACUUUUUUGUGACUUUUUUUCCCCCUUGAGAAUAUUUGGGUGUAACCCGAUGAAGCGGCGCUUCAUUUCUGAGAACCUCGUUCCCCCAGACGUCUUGUGAAAAGUGUACAUAUCGGAUUAAAUAAAAGACUCUUUAUAUAUAUUAUAAAAUAUAUAUAUUUUCAUGUCCUGGGUGUACUUGUGAUCAAUUUUCUUUUUUUUUGCCCACUCUGUCUUAUGCCAUGAUAUUUGAGUGGGAAAGCAGAACAUAGAUUAGAACUUUUUAACAAUUUUACUCUUGAUUUUCUUAAAGCACAUUCUCCGGGCUGACCUUUUCAGAAAUCAAACCGAGGAGCAUGAAUCUUGUAAGUAGGACGUUUUGUGGAGAUUUUUAAAAGGCCUUUUUGUCACAGUGCUCUUACCGGACAAUGGAUACGUGGAGUCCUCUGACUCCGGCAGAGACUCGGCUGGUUUGGACCACUGUGGGAUGGAGCGGGACACUGAUUCAGGAAAAGAAAUGGAUGUAAAUUUAAUUCAUAUAUAUAUAUAACUAAAGACCUUUUUAAAGUG